AGCCGCUUUAACGGACUUGAACCCCGCAGUAAAUCUGGAGGAGACACACACAGUCUGGAACGCAAACAUUUUCGGUCUGCAACGGAUACACAUAGUCUGGAACGGAGACGUCGUCUUCCUGACGUUCCUUCGCAUUCUUUACCAAGGCCCGAGAAGAGAUCACUAAGUGAUAACAGGGGACGAUCUGAAGCCACCAACGACGAUCGUUGGCGAUCUCACAGCCAAGGAGAUAUUGUAGAUAAUACUAAACGAAAGCUGCCAAAUGUUCCAGGUGGGAGGAACCUUCGUGAGCCAACCCCUGACUAUGAUUCUUCAUCCCCGCCCCCUGGACACGCCAAUAGGCAGGGUAGGCGGAACAGUGAUGUGGGCGUUCCUUCGGAAAAACAGACCUCUGUGCGAAGAAAUGCUUCAACAAUGGAAAAAACAAGAAAAUUAGAAGGUGUACCUUUACAGCCUCGUCACUCUCCUAUUCUUAAAAAAAUGAAACCGCCGCCGGAAACAGCACCGCCGAAACCGGUUCGACCGACGAAAGCCAAGAUCGUCGGCGGUAAACUAAAAGCGGAAGAAAGCAUAAAUUUCAGUGAUUUAGAAAGCACAAGGAUUGAUUUUGACGAGGGUGGAGCGAUGAACCAUGUAUCCCUUGAGUCUGAUAAUAACUCCGACAUUGUUUUCGACGAGACCAAGAUGGUUCCUGCAGGGAAGGAUUUUAAGAUCGUCUUCAUCUCCUCUGAGUCUAAAUCUGGAUCUGAGCUCAACUCUAGCCUGGAGUGUGAACUCAACCCAGAACACGAGGAAACUCUAAACAAUGUUAAAGGAGAUUUUAUUGAUGAGCAGGAUUGGUUGAAUUACAAGAAGAAAAUCAAAAAAACCCAGAAAGCAGAAGGGAAAAAAUCAGAAAAAAAUAAGAGGACACUAUCCGAAAUUCUCCACAGGAACAGUCCAAAAACCUUUAUGCUGGACGAUUUUAACUACGUAGGCAAUCUGAAUGGAGAAUCCCGAAAAACCCCGAUUUCUCCGAUCGUAAAAAGGUCCCUGGAGGCUCCUCAAAUGACUGGGAGGUUAGGGUCUCCACGCCCCCCUUUUGGAUCGCCGAGGUUACGCCAUCCGUCGAAUUCUCCCAGUAUCAAAACUAUCCUAACCAGCGCUACUAAAGAUCCUAAUUCUAUUCCUGCUUCGCCUAGUAUACCUAAAAUACAUAACAUUGCAAUUAGACGUGAGUACGAGCUGCCUCCUAGACCACGGAGUGCCAUGAGUAAUGCAACCAUGUGUUCUGAAACUAGUCAGGAUAUAGAAGUUCAAAAUAUAUUAGGAAUAAAGUAUGGGACAAAACAGCUGAAUCCAAACGAGUCCCAGGAAAUAAUGAUUGAUUUUGAUACAACUCAAUCAGACUCGUUCGAUCUUAACCAUUCUUUCGAUAUGUCCCAUAUCAAUAAAAGAAUGCCGAACUUGAAGUCAAAGGAUAAACCCGGAGAUGCAUUGAUCAGAUCGAGCGAGGAUCGAUCCAUGGAUGAAAUGUCACUCCACGAUCAAAUCAUCAAACAGAACAGCAAGAAGGAGAACGUUGAAGAGUUCCGGAAUCUUGUUCUUGCAGAAAUCAAAUCAAUUCAAGGGAAUGGUUUGGUGUCCAGAUCAUUAUCUGAGUCCGACUUGUCCGAGUUAGACAGCGUAGGGAUUUCAGGGAGAGACAGUAGAAUUUCAAAUAAAGAUGGCGGAUCAGAGAAGAAUAAUGGCAGACAGAAGAUUCAAAAUGGCGUAGAAGAAAAGACGACUGGUCCCGUCAAUAGUUUAAAUUUUAGGUUUGGAACUACUACAAGAUCAAUCAGUUCACCUAGACCUAGAACAUCUUCUCGUCCUUCUAGUACACCCCGUUCUACCAGUACACCUCGUCCUUCUAGUACACCGCGACCUGGGAGUACGCCACGACCGAUGAGCACAAGUAGAACGUCGAUUAGUAUAGAGAGCUCAACUCCCUCUAGCGGUGAACAUAGAAAUACAUCUGGAUAUAGUCCGCACACAGACAAAUCUCAAG
Molecule: messenger RNA, 2029 nt
Organism: Eurytemora carolleeae
Lineage: Eukaryota; Metazoa; Arthropoda; Copepoda; Calanoida; Temoridae
Source: RefSeq, a predicted model, not a curated record